GCCACCGUAGAACUUCCCGAAUGCUUAUGCCACGUGCCCUCGUAUCAAUCUGAGAAGAAAGCUUCAGUGCCCAUUGGAACGUAAUAAUCAACGGAGGCCUUUCUUGUCUUCUGUGAACUACUGAAGCUUUGUUUUUGAAAAUCAUUCUCUUCUUAGACUUCUUCCUGAUUUCAUUCCGUACGAUUCGGUUGUUAGGAUAAGCUGUAGAGCAAUAAAUUUUCCCUUUCUCGUUUAACAAGAUGCAGGAGGAAGUGGGAACUGGAUUUUUCUUCCAUUUUCACACGAGGAAAACAGUGUCUAUUCGAUGGGUCUUGUGAUUUUGCUGCCAGGUUGGGGGGUUGUGUCAAUCUUUUGUGCUUGCUCCUGCAGUUGGCUGGGCGUGUAGUUUGCCGAUUGUGAUGUGCCGGUACAUGUAACUUCAUUUGUUUCACAUGCAGGAAAGUGCUCGACAUUUUUUCUUUGAAGGAGUUUUUGGAUUGAUGUGUGUGCUUUCGGGCAUUUUGGUGUACUGUUUGGGGAACAUGGAGGUCUUUAGUUUCAAGUCUCUUCGUAGUUUGCUUUGAAAAGAGAUUGUGCAUUUGUUCCAAUACAGAUUUUGGAAAAGGGGGGGCCAGGGGUUGUGUAGUUGCCCAAUUUUUAGUUGGUAUCUGGUUUCCAACUGCAUCUGGUAUGAUGUGAAUUCAGAAUUCCGCCUUUUAAGUUGGUGGUUCUUGAUAUAUAUAGGCAAGUUCUUACCUAUGGUUUUGCAGCCUGAACCUUAGUUUUUGGGUGUUUUCUAAUUUUCUUGAGAGGCUGCAAGGGGUCUUGUUUCAUGCUUUUGUUGCUGGAAAGCUAGUUCUCUUGCUUCUAGUUUUAGGUUUUCUAUUUUGGUUGGUAAAAAAUGGAAUAAGACAGUUUACAUGAGUAAAUUUCUCCAUUUUGCAGGAAAAAAAAAAAUGGAAUAUGUACAUUACCGCAUGCCAAGCAUGGUCUACCUUUCUUCAGCAGUGUUCAAAAUUAUUGCCCUUAUUAUUUUCGUUCUCUGUUUGGAACUGCACUUUGGAAAUGCACAAGCCUGGAUAAGAGCAGGUUACUGGUAUUUUGGAUUUGGAUCUCUGGCUUCUGACAUAAAUUCAUCUCUCUUUACUCACCUCAUUUGUGCUUAUGUUGGUCUCAACUCUUCCACCUACCAGCUUUCCAUUCGCUCCUCCAUUGAAAAUUAUAUCUCUACUUUCACUGAAGUCGUUAAGCAUAAAAAUCCAUCAAUUACAACUCUGCUAUCCAUCUGGGGUGGAGAAAUUAACUCUUCUUCGGCCUUUUCUUCAAUGAUCAGCCACCCUUCUCACAGAAAGGCUUUCAUUGAAUCUUCCAUUAAAACAGCUAGGCUUUAUGGGUUUCAUGGUUUAGAUAUUUCUGGGUUUGCGCCAUCCACAGCCUCCAACAUGACUGAUUUGGGAACCCUCCUUGACGAGUGGCGAGCUGCUGUAAAACUUGAAUCGUCAAACUCUAGCAAGCCACAACUGAUACUGACAAUGACCGUUCACUACCUGCCAACUUAUAAGUCUGGGAAUUAUCCAGUGGCCUCCUUGCGGAGGAACUUGGAUUGGGUGAAAAUUGAGGCAAUUUACUAUCAUGGACCUUUGGAUAGUUUCACAGCACCUCCUGCAGCGUUAUAUGACCCUUCCGGCAAUGUUAGCACUGAUAUUUGUAUAAAAGAAUGGAUUAGUAAAGGGUUACCUGCAAACAAGCUGGUUCUGGCAUUAUUUUCUUUUGGUUCUGCAUGGACACUUAUGAACCCUAAAGACAAUGGUAUUGGUGCGCCUGCAUCAGGAGUUCCAGCGAUUACACGAGAUGGAUAUGUCGGCUAUAAAGACAUCAAGCAGUUCAUUCAAAAUUACAGAGCCACGUUGGUGUACAAUUCAACCUAUGUGGUAAACUAUUGCACCAGAGGAUCAAUUUGGAUUGCUUUUGAUGAUGUUGAAGCCAUCAAAACUAAGGUGUCCUACGCAAGAGAGAAGGGGCUACUUGGUUACACUAUGUUUGAAAUCUCCCAAGAUUAUAACUGGGUGCUGUCUAAGGCUGCAGCCACCAGUCAAGACCCAACAAAGGGUACACCUCGAAAAGAAGAUAACAAUUCAACAAAGAAGCAAAGCUUGUUGCUUAUUAUUUUGCUACCCAUUGCAGCAGUUUUACUUCUGUUAGGCUCUGUGAUGUGUUAUGUGUAUAGGACAACCCUCGAAACAGAAGGGAGGAGGGUUACAGGCAGAAUUUCAAUGCUUCAAUCAGAAUUUGAUAAAUCAGCCCAUGAAAAGCUUAAUGAUAAUGAUACUCAUCUGCAAGCAUUCUCUUUUGCCGACAUUAGAGCCUCUACAGAAAAUUUUUCAAGAGAAAAUAGGCUUGGAGAGGGUGGAUUUGGACCCGUUUACAAGGGCAAAUUACUGCAAGGAGAGGAAAUAGCAGUGAAGAGGCUAUCAAGAACCUCUAAACAAGGACUCGUGGAGUUCAAAAAUGAGGUCACACUCACUGCAAAGCUACAACAUGUAAAUCUGGUGAGACUUUUGGGAUUUUGCAACGAAAGGGAAGAAAAGAUGCUGAUUUACGAGUACAUGCCAAACAAAAGCUUGGAUUUCUACAUCUUUGAUUCAGAUAAACGAUUGCUACUAGAUUGGAAAACACGCGUUCACAUCAUUGAAGGGGUUACUCAGGGACUUCUGUAUCUCCAAGAGUACUCAAGAUUAACAAUAAUUCACAGAGACUUGAAAGCCAGCAACAUUUUACUGGACGGUGAGAUGAAGCCUAAGAUAUCGGAUUUUGGCAUGGCUAGAAUAUUUGAGAAAGACGAGGAUGAAACAAACACAGGCCGAAUAGUUGGAACAUUUGGAUAUGUCCCACCAGAAUGCGUGAACAGAGGUGCAUAUUCCAUGAAAUCUGAUGUUUAUAGCUUCGGAGUCUUGCUAUUACAAAUCAUAAGUGGCAAGAAGAACGUAUGCAUAUAUGGCUCUGGCGAAAAUUUAAACCUAUUGGAAUAUGCAUAUGAGCUGUGGAAAGAUGGCAAAAGCAUGGAAUUUAUGGAUCCCUCUUUGGAUGACGCUUCUUCACCAUGUAAACUAGCAAGAUGCAUGCAGGUGGCUCUACUAUGCGUCCAGAAAAAGCCAGUGGAUAGACCAUCAAUGCUGGAAGUUUAUUCAAUGCUCAAAAAUGAAACUGCAUCUAUUGCUACACCCAGAAGGCCUGCUUUCUCGAUAAAAACAGAUAAAGAAGAGGAAAAUAUAUCUGUCUUGCAGCGAGAAAAAAUUUCAGUUAAUGAUGUCACAUUUUCUGAAAUGGUACCCAGAUGAUAGUGUGUUUGUGAGGCAUCGUUUAUCAUGUUCAUUGUUUAAACUGUUGAUUUCCAUGUCCUGGAACUAAGCAAGGAACAGUCAAUAUUGUUCUUCUCAAUGAAUAGCAGUAAGACAUUACAUGUUCUCCAAUGAGAACUUGGAAAA
Messenger RNA from Malania oleifera, 3464 nucleotides. Its product is annotated as cysteine-rich receptor-like protein kinase 34. Lineage: Eukaryota; Viridiplantae; Streptophyta; Magnoliopsida; Santalales; Ximeniaceae. Gene Ontology annotation, biological process: protein phosphorylation; carbohydrate metabolic process. The transcript has 8 exons. The record is from RefSeq and is a predicted model, not a curated record. Bases 900 to 3317 code for a protein of 805 amino acids. Gene Ontology annotation, molecular function: chitin binding; ATP binding; protein kinase activity.